UACAUAUUUGGUGGUUUAUAAACUUGGUUAAUUGUGUAAUUGUUUUAUCCCGGUCUUUUGACCAUGCCUCCCAAGAAGGUGCAACAGAAGAAAGGGGUUCGUGUGCUGAAGCAGGCCAACAAGCGCCCUUCUUCACUGCAGCAUCAAUCCUCUGAUGAUGAUGAAGAUUUGGGGACCAUCCGUGCCUUGGUCGCUAGAGUUGAAGCGCUUGAAAAGGAACGCAGGCAGCCUAAGGAUGUCGAUGAGGGUCCCAGUUCUGGACCUGUAGGUUUGCUAAGCAUCCCUAUUCCCGUGAGGAUCAUCUUGUGCGGCCACUCCAUUUUGUUUUGGGCUCAUCGGAGGGCUUCUUCGUCUGCUCCUGGGACCCAGCUGCAGCUUUCUGCUACUGCUACAGUUCACUGGGUAGCCCGGAGGGGCAUGUUAUGGGAUGCGUUUUUGCCUUCUGUGUGUCGUAUUAUGUCUUCUAUGGAUCGGCCACAUAUAUUGUUGAUCCAUUUAGGGGAAAAUGAUUUGGUGCAGAGUCCAGGUGUGGACCUGCUUGUUAAGGUCACUCGCGAUCUCACGUGGCUUAUUAAUUCAUAUCCACACCUUAUAAUUGUGUGGUCAGACAUGCUUGUUAGAAGGGUGUGGAGGGGUGCUAUUCAUCCCAACAGGAUCGAAAGAUCACGGAAAUGGGUGAAUAGGAAGAUCAGGGCUCUUGUCCUGUCGCGUGGGGGGGCAUUCAUUCCCCAUGACAGGAUUAGGUUCCAUGCCUCACAUUUGUUUCGUGGGGAUGGUGUUCAUCUUUCAGACCAGGGGUGUGAUUUGUUUUUGGAGGAUAUUAUGAAGGGUUUAAGGGUUUUGUUGUCUUCAUUGGGUGGAGUGGACCAAGCUUGAGCUGAUCCCCUCUUGUGGCAUAGAAUUCGGGCAGGUGAGGUAUAUAGGGGGAUUAUAUAUUUAGGCGGUUAAGGCAUCAUAAAAGGGGCACUUCCUGGGGAGCCAUCAGGGUUCAUGUCUGGUGGAGAUCUGGGUAGUGUCCUUGUGGGACCGGCUUGCGCAUCAUGGUGAACGCCUGUACGGCGGGGCCAUGGUGUGGAGGUUGGAACCACGCGCAUGGCUCCAAGAGCAAGGAGUGAGGAUUUUACACACGUCCUUCACUCUGGAGUUAUGCAACAAUGUGAACUGAUGUCUUUUAAGGUGGGAGUGUAGUCCCACAUAGUUAGGAUUAGCCUCACCUGCCCUAAGUAAUUAUAUUUGAAUGAUUGGCUGUCUUGCUUUGGAUUUACUAUGUUAUAUUUAAUAAAUAUAACAUUAUUCCAAUCUUGUGUCACGAGUCUUCCUUGU
Messenger RNA from Rhineura floridana, 1323 nucleotides. RefSeq lists its product as uncharacterized. The transcript has 2 exons. The coding region runs from base 64 to 876 and encodes 270 amino acids. NCBI's taxonomy places the organism in Eukaryota, Metazoa, Chordata, Lepidosauria, Squamata, Rhineuridae. The record is from RefSeq and is a predicted model, not a curated record.